Aspergillus nomiae NRRL 13137 is the source of this 1636-nucleotide messenger RNA. Its product is annotated as sugar porter family MFS transporter. The record is from RefSeq and is a predicted model, not a curated record. The transcript is spliced from 4 exons. Gene Ontology annotation, molecular function: carbohydrate:proton symporter activity. Gene Ontology annotation, biological process: carbohydrate transport; transmembrane transport. Gene Ontology annotation, cellular component: membrane. Lineage: Eukaryota; Fungi; Ascomycota; Eurotiomycetes; Eurotiales; Aspergillaceae. The coding region runs from base 35 to 1636 and encodes 533 amino acids.
AGAGUGGAGUGGUGAGCUCCAUCUUGCCUUCAAGAUGGCUAUUGGCAACAUUUAUGUCAUUGCGGCCAUCGCCGUCAUCGGCGGUGGUCUUUUCGGUUUCGAUAUCUCGUCAAUGUCUGCGAUUAUCGGCACAAACACCUAUAAGUGUUAUUUCAACAAUGGAGGAAGUGUGACAAUCAAUGAGAACGGUGAAAAGGAAUGUGGAGGCCCCGAUACAAUGACCCAGGGUGGUAUUACUGCAGCCAUGGCUGGUGGAUCGUGGUUAGGUGCUCUGUGCUCUGGGUACCUGUCUGAUAUGCUCGGUCGUAAGCAAUCGAUCAUGAUUGGUUCCGUGAUUUGGUGCAUUGGAUGUAUUCUUGUUUGCGCCUCCCAGAACAUCCCCAUGUUGAUUGUUGGUCGUAUCAUCAACGGUUUCAGCGUCGGUAUCUGCUCCGCUCAGGUCCCCGUCUAUAUCUCUGAGAUCGCCCCUCCUACUAAGCGUGGUCGUCUUGUUGGUCUUCAGCAAUGGGCCAUCACGUGGGGUAUCCUAAUUAUGUUCUACAUUUCUUAUGGAUGUAGCUUUAUCAAGGGCACUGCCGCCUUCCGGAUUCCCUGGGGUCUGCAGAUGAUUCCUGCCAUCCUUCUUUUCCUUGGAAUGAUGCUGCUCCCUGAGUCUCCCCGUUGGUUGGCCCGUAAGGACCGUUGGGAGGAGUGCCAUGCCGUCCUUACCUUGGUCCAUGGCCACGGUGACCCUGACUCUCCUUUUGUGCAGAGCGAAUUCGAGGAGAUUAAGGGCAUGUGUGAAUUUGAACGUCAGAAUGCCGACGUGAGCUUCAUGGAGCUCCUCAAGCCGAACAUGAUCAACCGUACUCACGUCGGUGUCUUUACCCAAAUCUGGUCCCAGCUUACGGGCAUGAACGUGAUGAUGUACUACAUUACGUAUGUCUUUGCGAUGGCCGGUUUGCAGGGCAACAAUCUUCUGGUGUCUUCUAGUAUUCAAUACGUGAUCAACGUGUUUAUGACCAUCCCUGCUAUCUUGUGGCUGGACCGCUGGGGUCGCCGUCCCACUUUCCUUAUAGGUGCAGCCCUCAUGGCGACCUGGAUGUACGCCAAUGCUGGUCUGAUGGCCUCACACGGUCAUGCCGCUCCCCCGGGCGGUCUCAAUGGAACGCCCGCAGAGUCCUGGGAGAUCACCGGACCUCCUAGCAAGGCUGUCAUUGCGUGCACCUAUCUGUUCGUCGCCUCCUACGCCAUCACCUGGGGUCCCGCCUCGUGGGUGUACCCUCCCGAGCUCUUCCCCUUGCGUGUCCGUGGCAAGGCCAACGCUCUGUGCACCUCGUUUAACUGGGCCUUCAACUUCGCUCUGGGUUGGUUCGUCCCCCCUGCCUUCGAGAACAUCAAGUGGCAGGUCUACAUCGUCUUCGGUGUUUUCUGUACUGCCAUGUUCAUCCAUGUGUUCUUCAUGUUCCCCGAGACCGCCGGUAAGACCCUCGAAGACGUCGAGGCCAUCUUCACCGACCCCACCGGUAUUCCGCUCAUUGGUAUUCCCGCCUGGAAGACCAAGAACGAAUUCUCGCGCGGCGCCACCCUGGAGCAGGUUGGCUUCGACGAGGAGAAGAAGGUCGGAGGCACCGUCCAGCAUUCCGAGUCCGCAUAA